UGUCAGUAAUGGCUGUUUCCUUCUUACUAUGGCUGCCGUAUCUUCUCCUGACUCCAGUAAAUGUGUUUUCUUGUAUAAAUAGUAUAAAUAUCCCAAGGAACACACAGUACAAUGCAACCAUAGGGGAGACGCUCAGCCUACGUUGCCCUCUCCAAUUGUGCCCCGAUGCCAACCCUAGGGUGACUUGGUGCAAAAUGACGUCAGACAGAUCAUGCCAGUUUGUGGAGGAAAGAGUGGGCAUAUCAUUCCACUUGGCAGAAAACAAGACGGACAGCGCAGUCUAUCUUCUAAACUUUACAUCGACAGAGGUUAACGACACUGGAUUUUAUAAAUGCUCGGCACAGUUCCUGAAUCAGCAAGCAGUGGGACAUUUAAUAAAAGUCAAUAUUUUGGAAAGAAUACCUGGCAACGAAAACCCACAAGAGGAGAUAUGGAGAGGCCAUAGCUUGCCUUUCUAUUUCUUUCUAUUAAUGAUUAUUUUAUUAGUAGUUGUGAUUUUCAUAUCUGUACUGUUCUGCGUGUAUCGGCACAAAGGAUUCACCUGUAACUCAUCCGAAGGCAAGCCAAAAGUAACGUCUUCACGUGGAGAGAUUCGCCCAAAAAGUCUGUCUGGAGCGCGUACCAUUUGUGAUCAUGCAACAAAGAAAAAGAAAAAAACUGCAUUGAAAGAUAAUAACCCCGUCAUUUACUAUCCGACUGAUUUGAGGACGGAUCCCACUGAAUAUUGAACACAAUCUGAUUGACAUUCCUCAUCCGGAUGGGAUUACUGGGGGUUGCUGUUAUACUGGA
Messenger RNA from Pelobates fuscus (common spadefoot toad), 789 nucleotides. RefSeq names its product B- and T-lymphocyte attenuator-like. Bases 9 to 728 code for a protein of 239 amino acids. Lineage: Eukaryota; Metazoa; Chordata; Amphibia; Anura; Pelobatidae. Gene Ontology annotation, cellular component: plasma membrane. The transcript is spliced from 5 exons. Gene Ontology annotation, biological process: immune response-regulating cell surface receptor signaling pathway. Gene Ontology annotation, molecular function: signaling receptor activity. The record is from RefSeq and is a predicted model, not a curated record.